AAACAGUCUCCGAAGAGAAAGAAAGUUCCAGAACUGAUCAAUAUCACAUCACAUUAAUAUACCGUUCAGGGUAAUAGUUCUUAUACUCGGUACUAGGACGAAGCAAAGCAAAAACUUCCAUCUAGAGAUGGCUGCCUUUUGGCUCAACGGUUUGAUCUUUCUAACUAUCAAUGUUUUGAUGGUGACAUCCAACUCUCAAUUCUGCGCCAGCGUUUUUAAAGCUCAAGUUGGUAAGUAAAAACACCUGUUCGCAAAAAAAUGUUUUAGCCUACUUCUUGUAGUUUUAUAACACAAAAAAUUCCACUUUCUAUCGAUAUAAACAGAAAUUUAACAAAUUUUAACAUUUCAAAUAAUAAAAAACAGUUCAUUUGGUCAAUUUCAAUAUGAUUAAUUUAAUACAUAAAACGUUUUUCCCCUUUACGAAGCAACAGGAAGGCAUAUCGUCUUACCUCGAAAGCAGAUGUGGAGGGUCUUGAGUGUCUUCGAAAAUUUUAGAAGUUUCCUUCUAAAGGUCCUCUUAAGAUCCACUGGCCUCUGAGAUUCGAUAAGAUACAGCUGUAAGCUCUCAUUUUUCCACAGUUCCCACGUUCACUCGUAUUGCCAUCCGUUGCAGUUUUUCUUUCGCAACAGUAAUAAUCUAAAUAUCAGGCUUGAAACUCCAAGAUACUAUCGUCGAAAUAGACGCUGAAGUUUUGUUUACAAACCGACUAUUAGCAUAUUCUGCCGGAUAGGUAAAGGACAUUUUCACAUUUUUCCUCCCAUUUUUUACUUUCUCUUGUACUUUUUUUACCCGGUUCAAAUAGCCCUGCAAGCUCGGAGUCCGCCCCCUGCCUCCAUCCCGUGUUGGUACAUCAAACCAGACUUGGAGAUUUAUUUUUUAAUGAUGUAAUAUGUGACUUGAAACUGAAAUUUUCACCACAAAUUUCGGACGGAAAGAUCUGAGGAAACAAGGUGAAUCGACCUACCAGGUAAAAAAUAAUGGAGAGGAGAAGCCUGACGUCACGUUACCAUGGUAGCAAAAUUUCUGGAUAACAAAAAAUAGCGAGCUUAAGCAACGGCAACUUCGCAGUGAGAACGGGAAAAAAGCGACAGGUUUAUAUUAGCAAAACAACAACUUGGGCUCCUGACAAAUCCAAACCACGAUGCAGUCCACAUAACGAAAAAAACACCCUUUACCCCUGUUUCACUGGAAGAAUGAAAUCGGUUUACUCGUGGAGUAUCACACGCAAUUUGGAAGAUCGAGGGUUUAAUUGAGGACGGUCCCGUUACGCUUCUUAAGGUUCAAGUUCAACCAUAGAUCGAGCUUCUCCAACCCACCCUGAAAUUUUUGCAAUUCGGAUUUCUUUUUUUAUUUUGUUUUGUUUUGUUUUUUUUUUUUUUUUGGGGGGUGGGGGUUGUAAAGCUAAAAUUUUGGAAGGCUAGCUUAGCGGCCGUCGAUUAAUUAGGAAUCCCUCAACUAAAACGAUGAAACGAGACAUCUUAAUAAUUAAAUACAAUAUCAACACUGCACUUAGCAGAUGGCUCCAGGCCCAAAACUGUUCAAUCACCCAUCUCUUUAAUUUUACCCUAUGGUUCAAUUGCCCCACUCUAUUCCCCUGUGAAUGCCCAAUAGACAUAACAUUUCAAUAGCUAAUUUAUUUCCCUUAGCUUCCAUUGAGUCUGGCCGUAAAUCAUUAGUAUUUUUUCAGAAUAAUUUAUAUUUUUUAGCUCGGCAGUCACAUGUAAGAACCCCCGUCCUGGACGCUUACAGCGGUAAUGCAAGCGUUCUCUGGGGCGUGUUAUUACUAGAAUUCGUUCGUUGUAUCAUUGCUUUUUCAUCUUACCGUGCUUUUUUAAAAUAUGAGAAGUUCCCUUGCACAAAAAAAGUACACUUGUUUUGCAGGCUUACUUGAAAAUUUAGUUAAGCUCGACUUUCAAAUUUUAAUUUAGUAGUUCUAAAUACACUCAUGAAUUAAUAAAUUGCGCUGUCCGGGAGCUGCCACUGCAAUAGAGUUUUACAAUUAAACAAACUGAAACUGAACACCCACAGUAUAAGGCUGAUAUGGAAGAGCGCAUGUACAUGUAGCUACUGUGGAGUUCAGCAAAAAAAAAUUGUGUCGAUGGCUACUUCGCGGCUCAUUCGUUUGUUUUUUCUGAUCGUUUUAACGUUCUGGUCGUAAGUUUACUGGUGACAUCUAUCUCGGACUUCCGUGCGAGCGUUUUUGAAACUCAGAGUGGUAAGUUAACCCCUGCGGCUUUAUAAAAUGUAUUUCGAGACCUUUUUCAAUGUCUCUGGGGCAAAAUAUUUUUAUUUUUCUAGUUUUAGUCUAAAGUAGAGUUUUUUAUUACAUCUUUUAAAUACUCAUCAUUUUAAUAAAUCUAAGAUAACAAACUCGCACAAAAGAGCACUUUGAAAGCAUUUCCAUUAUUCCGAAUUGUCUCAUGUUAAAAUUAUUCUUAACUGUUUUUACUUUAUUUUUACUUCUGUCGAUUGUCACAUGUAUUUAAUUCCAAGAUUGUCACAUGUAUUUAAUUCCAAUUUAGCAAGCAAGAAUAUCUUUCAUCAUAAAAUGUACAGCUAAAUUCAAUGAAAAAAGGUAUGUCCUUGGACAGGUUCAUGUUUAACCCUGCUGAUGGUUUCAUAUUCCUUCGUUUUUCGUAACUUUAUCUUUCAGACCAUAUUUUAGUUGAUCAUGUCAUGAAUGCGUCUACUGUUGUUAACGAGUUUGAAUGUCACCACAAAUGCCUCAGAAAUAACAGUUGCAAGUCAUUUAAUGUUCGUCCUGGUGCAGAUAUUUCAAAACGACUUUGUGAGCUGAACAACAAAACACGCAAGAUGACGCCGGAAAGCCAGUUCAGAAAGAUGAAAGGAUCUUCUUAUUAUGGACCUGUUAAGGUGAGUUCUACUGAUUGAACAUCAACCAUGGGUUUUCACUUAACAAAUAAAGAAGCCCUAACUGUGUCCUGUUCUGUUGUAAAGUACGCAGUGAGAGGCCGCCGAGAGCAUAGGCUACGGGCCGCCGGCGGGGCGAGGGGGCUGCAGCCCCCAAAUUUUGGGCAACUCAGAUUUUGGGGCAGCAAGAGAAAAUUUGGCAAAGCCAGUUUUCAAAGACGUUUCCAUGUUUUUUUAUUAGUCUAAAGAGACAAAUAUUUUCUAUUUUAACCUGAAAAAAAUCCUGAAGUCAGCGUAAUAAUCCAGUUACUUUCUCUCGAGACACUCACAGUGGUUUCCUAACACGUGAUGAGUUCCUGGUUAUAAGGAAGGGUAUCAUUUGUUGAUUUACAUAUUUAUAAUUUUUUUUUGUUGAGCACCGUACUGCACUGCACUGACUGGAAUGGGCUCUUUCUAGUCGUGAAUUGAUUAGAAUAAACUUCCGCAUAUCUUUCUAGAAUCAUCUCCGCUCGUAGAACAGUGUAUGGCAGAUAGCAUCAGCAACAGUGGGUGUGAAAAUGAAGAAGUGGCUAACUUGUGCUCAGCUCGAAUUACGAGAAGAAUAUUAAAUUUGUUUAAAAAUCUAUCAAGCAAUAAUUUAUUAAAGUAGACCGAAAUGUUUACAAAACCGCUAACAAGAGCGCCUCGAUACAUACUAAUGAAAUCCUUGUCUCUAGCAAUCGGCCGGAGCUAUCUCGAUGAUCAUAUCUUUUCCACACAUUUUUAAAAAGAUUGAAGCUACCAUGAGGUGAAAUUGCUUUUCAAAAGAGCUUCGUUUUCUACAAAUAACGGCCAAACAUCAAGAUAUUUUUUAACCAUAUUUAUAACGAUAAAAACUUCAUCCCAAAAUAUCCCAAUAACACUGCUAUAGAUUCCUUUUUAACUUCACGAACAUCGAGGCGACUAUUGGAGAAAAAAGCUCCCGUGAAAAAUUUUGUAGGAACAGUUCCCAGUGCCGAGAAAUAUUGCUGCAAGUAAAAUAGACAAUGGCGUCAUUUCGUUGCUAUGACAAUUCCGAUGUCAUUAAAACCCUGCUCAUGAUGAAUUUUCAUCUUUAUCUAAUAAAACUAUGGUAGCAAUUUUUCCAAAUGUUUGUCUAUGGCGACGUAGUUAUUCUCCAAAUUAGGAGGUAUUGACCCUGAAAAACUGUCAUAGCAUCGAGCCACCUUCAUAUGCCAGUACGGCCUACAUUAUUGCAUCGUAUGGCCCUCUUUUCUUUUCUACUGUUUCGUAAAAAUUUGAGCAACUUGCGAGAAUUUUUUGGACAAAUGGUUUACCGCCUCCCCUGGCAAAAAAUUGCCCGUACGCCUAUAGCCGAGAGCACGGAAAAAGUGUAGAGGGAAACAGGAGACGAAGUCGAGUGUUUCUCCCUACUUCUCGAGUGUUUUAAUUAGCCGCUUCCUAAGCACUUUACAAAAGAACAGAGCACAGUCAAGGCUUCUUCUUUAUUUGUUUUAUGAUAAAGAAUCCGUUAAAUUUCCCACGCGUUCUUAUUUCAAAACAAACUUUUUUUUUAAAGCGAACGUAAGUGUCGUCAUCGUGUUCUACACUGACUCUCAUAAAACACGCUUAAAAUAGCCAAUCACAAUCCUUUUUAGAAUGGGCCAAAUGAUAUGAUUGGUUGAAUAAGCCAAAAGCUGUCAAAGCUGUCAAAGACUCAAAGAUAUCACAAAGUGAAACGAGCUAAAUGUUCUAUGAAUUUGAAUGCAGAAGAAAUGUUAUUUUUACGUCCAAAACCAAAAAUUGGGUUUCUUAAGGUAAAAACUGCUUUUAAAUCCGGCCAAUUCGGCGGUCUAUAAAAACCUACACGUCAUCAACAUGACAAUUUGGAAACAACUGUUUUAGCUUCCGAUCGAAAAAACUGAAUCUGAAAGUAAGAUAAGAUUCGACUUCGCAGAAGUGAUGUUGUAGUCUCGCGAUCGUGACAACUUUAGCUCCGUGUUUUAUACUCUCAUAAAACAUGCUUUUUCCACCAAUCAGAGUGCGCGUUAUAGCUGAGCUUUAUAAUAAAAAAGACUUCAAGAAAAAACCUUGGCUAAAACAACUUAAAAAACUUGUUGUUUACGACGAACACCCUGUUCGGUUUUAUCGUAUUUCAAAUAAGAGAUAACAGACAAAUAUUUAAGUUCUUACACUUCCGGCUCAAAAUCUCUGGAUUUUCGAGGUCUCCUCAUGAAUUUACUGAUAUUAUAAGAAUUCAAGUAGUUAUGUUUUCAGAACUCUAGUAUAUAUCGUAAAUAGAGAAUACUUCAAGUGGCAAGUGCUGGCGUACGGUAUUUACGCACGAGUUGUUGACGUAUCAGAAAUCGAAAGAGUGAGCGCAGCGAACAAGUAAGAUUUCUGAUACAAAAACAACGAGUGCGUAAAUACCGUGCAAAGCACUUUCCAUGUGGUAUUGUGUUUAUUAUAUACAUACUGAGACAUUCAUCAUUUUGGCGGCCUUUUUAUUUUAAAUCUUUCAAAAAUGCUAAAAUUUGCCGCUACACACUUACCGCAAAAUGACAACGAAAACGAAGUAUCAGCUUUUUAAUAAAAACGUUUGUUAAAAACAUAAAUGACGGUGAGGAUAUGAGGUAAUCCAAGAACUAUAAGUAAUCUUAACUGUUUGUUCUCAAUGCACAAUUGAAAAUGAGUGAAUUUAAGGAAAAUGGUCGGUUUCAAUAUAAGCUUAAGCUUAAAUGAAAGACAAAGUAGUUCCGACAAAAACCGCAACAAAAGCUUACGUCUCGUUCUGUUUAUCCCUUUCGGCUGUUGUUUCGCCGGCUCUCUACCGUUUUCUUUAUCGACAGUGAAACAAACGAAACUAUUCCACUCCAUUUCCGAAAUUUUUUUUCACUUUUUUAGCGAGAAAUACUCUUUGAGUAAAACUUUUCUCGUUGAAUGUGUGCGAAGCGGCACUGUAAGCUGCAAUAAAAGGCGGGAAUUUUGGCGCGAGACUCACACACCUCUGUGGCUUCUGAUUGGACGUAUCAUUUUUCUCACACGUGAAAAAACAUCGUUCGCGAAUCUGAUUGGACGUAUCAUUUUUGUUUUCACGUGUGAAAACCAUCGUUUGCUCCUCUGAUUGGCGAGAACUAAUUUGCGUACGAAAAUUUACGACAUAGCUUUUUGGUGAGUAUUUCUCAGUAUGUAUAUUAUAAAUAAUAGUUUUGAUAACAUUUUGUUUUAAAUAACGAUUUUUCUCACUGGUUUGCCUGACUGGCUUAAAGCAGCUUAAAGGAUAAAUGUUUGUUAUUACUCACACGGUAAAUAUCGUUUAUGGAAGAAAAUAGAAAGAAGGUAUACUAUCAACAUAUUUACUUGUAUUGCUUCUAAAGCAAAUAAAACUGAUGAAAACCAAAGCACAUGAUGACGUCAUCCAUAGUUUUAAGAUAUUGUUUGAUGUUUGUAAUUUCAAUUCGUUAUUUUCUUAUCAGGUUUCCUGCCAAGAUUUGCCGACCAAGAAGAAGAAACAAACUGGUUAUUGUCAUCCGAACUACAAAGGAAAAAGAUGUGAAAUUCGUGAGUAAAGCUCGUCAAUUUUUCAAUUUUUCAAUUUGAUUGUAUGAUUACCACACGGCGGAGCAAAUAUUUACCAUAAAUAGUCAUUUGUUUUAUUAUCUGCUGCAGCAAGGCGAGGCUGGAAUUCCAAGGACCCUGCUUAUUCCUGUAAGAGCAUCCGGGACUCUGGUGACUCUAAAGGAGACGGGAGGUACUGGAUCGACCCUGAGAAAAGUGGAACCCCAUUGAAAGUUUACUGUGACAUGACAACUGAUGGAGGUGAGAUCUGCUCCUAAAAAAUCUGAAAUCGUGAGCAAUUAUAACUCAUUCAAAGUACUUUUCCGUUUCUGAUUGAAAUAAAUUCCCUGACUUAUUCUUUAUAAACAGCUACCAUUAUCAAAUUUAAAGACAUCUACGUCAAUUGUACAGAUAUCUUUUGAGCGAGGGACAGCCGAAAGCGUGGUAGUUCAUUUUUUUAGCAAAGCUGAGGAUUCCCUUAUUUGGCCAAGACUGAAUAGGGUAUGGUUUUCAGGGUAAUACAAGUUUACUAAUUUACGUCUUAAACAGCGUAUCUUUUCUGACUGGAAGCGAAAGCUGGCGAUGCGCGGUCUACAUACCGAGGUACCAACAAUAUAUUUUCAAAAAAAAACUCUAAUUUCAUGAUGUUAAUAUAAAAAGCACCUCUAAAUUCCUUGUGUAAAACGAAGUGAAUCAGAGUUCUGAAAUUAGGUCUCUUGUCUUUAACAGGGUGGCAAAAUAAACAAUUUUUUGUCUUAAACAGGGUUAGGGCUUGAAGGGCUGGGCGACUCCUCCCCCACCCCACCCCCAUCCCGGAGGAUUUCAUACGUUAUGCGUGGGAGACAGCCGUUGAACUACUGUCUAAACAUGUCACCGUGGCAAUGAGUGACAACGGCGUGCUAAAAUAUGCAUCCCGAUGAGGCCUUUCAAACUAUUUUGCUUCAAAGACCUUCAAUAAAUUUUGCAGCGUUAUUAUUUUUUCUUCGCGGCAUCAACAGGCAGCGUAUUUUUGGACUCAAUUCGAUUGCGUGACCGAAAAUUACCUUGAAUGGUGAACAAAACAGGCUGAUCUAAAUUGUCGAAAUAGCAUAUUGCUCUUACAUUCUCUGCAUUACGUCAUAAAAGUUAUGUAGCACUACCUUAUUUUACAUCGCUUCGAGAUUCAUUCUGCCUCGGAACUUUCGCGCGUGACUUUACUAUGGCGCCGCCUCGCAGUCUCGUGUCUGCUCGUUGGCAAUUAUUUGAAUAGCUGAAGAAACAAGUUGGGGUGCGUUUCUUUACAAAAAAUACCAAAACGGAUUAUUGAUACAAAUGAUCUACAAUAAGGGAGGAUUCUUUGUAUCAUAUCCAAAACCGCAUACUUUGGAUGCAUGAUCCGAAGCGUUUCUUUACUACGGAUCCGAAAAGAGUGAAUACAGUCGGCGGUAACUCGAAACAAUUUUAAUACAUACAGCAGCUGUUUUGCAACGUAACGCUGCUCAUCUCAACGGCCAUUUUUAAACUCGAGGCAUGAAUUAAACGAUUGACUUUAUCCCGCGUAAUUUUUAUCGGGAUAGUAAAAUCGCAAUACAAACGGGACUUGCAUUGUUCUAGUUCUAAACGGCAAGUCGAGACACUUCGCCGGAGCGACGUGCAUCAUUUUACAAUAACGUUUCACGAUGGCGAGACUGUUCAGUCAGAUCAAUCUGCUCUAUCCUGCGUAGUAGCAGGCGUCGAAAGGGGUAGGGGAUAGAGAGGAAGGGAAAAAGGAAGGGGGAUUGGGGAGAGAGGGUAAGGGACGCCUGCUAUAAGAACCCCCUUUUGUUCAUUGCUGCGGACGCUGGCGUUCGCAAAUUCCUGUUUGGCUGAGCCGUAAUGAAUAACUUAUUGGCGUGUAUCCUGGCGUAUAUUAGUGAGAGACAAACAUGAUGAAGGCAUCAAGGAAAUGUGUUCUACUGCCAUAAGCUUUGGAAGAUCAAAAUUACUCCAAUCAUGCAGCAAAUUAAAGUUAAAACCCGAACUGGAACCAACUGUAAUAGCUUUAAAAAAUAAUCCUGAAAGCCAUCACGUAAGGCCAGAAUCGCUUGAGGCUUUUCAACCCACUUACGCAUCAAGCAAGGUGAAGUAGAGUAAGCUACAUUUUGAAAACGAUGCCAUCCGAAAUCGGAUUUCCGAUGAAUUCCACAAGCGGUGUAUUUGUCAACCAAAAAUCCAUUAAACAAACCAUCCACGAAUAACAGAAGAAUCUUAAUAGCGAGCUGCAUUUAAUGAAUUUUGUACAUCCAGUGGAAAAAGACAAUUAAAAGCAUCAUAAGAUGACAAAAACCCCGUCAGCCUCAGCUAUCUGCGUAAACAAGUUUCCAAAUGCUGCAAAAUAUUUCCACAUGAAUUCACCAGUCAAAUUUUGACCAAUCGAACAAAAAAAUUGGGAGUAGAGCAUGGCCAGCGCAUGACUAUGGUGAGAAAAGCAUCUGCCUUCCCUGCGUUUUAGAAGCUGACUAAAUUUUCGCGUCGGAAGUCAGUUUGAAAUCAAAAUUUUAAUUGUUCAGCUCAUAAACACAACUUAUUUAGUGUGCAUUGAAAAAAAAUUGACUUUGAAUCUGCGAAUAUUUGAAAACUAGUAACUUCUCAGUGGAUAACUUCAAAAAAAACGUACACUCGAUGGGUCAAGAAAUAAGCCCUCGAUACGGUCAAGUGACACUGGUCAGCGGAUACUCUGUUAUGACAGCUGUCAACUGACCACGACAUGGAUGUGCUAAAUCAGGUUGCAGGCUCCCAAACUAGCUAGAAAGUGUGAGAUUUAAUAUUGGUUUCCCUGUUGUGCAGACGGACGGAUGGUCACGUGACUACUAAAUUUUCUCAGACAGAUAGAAGCGCGCACGUCGAGCUUCCCUAUUAAAACAGCCAUUCUUAUUGAUUUUACAGAAUGUAGAACAAAUAAUAAAAUACCUCUUUAUCUUCACAUUUUUUUCAGGAGGCUGGCUUCUUAUUUCCAACAUCACGAUGGAAAGUUCAACUCCUCCCUCUCAGCUGCCAGUCAAGACUUCAUACCGUGGAAUAACCAGUGAUCAGAUGGUUCUCACAAAAACCGCCAUGAAUGAGUUGAGAACACACUUGUCUUUCACCCAACUGAGAUUCCACUGCAGUAAAAAUAAUGGACGUACAUUCCACGUGACCACUGCUGCUGACAGCUCUGGUGAAGCUGUAGUGAAGUACCUCAGCGGUCAGACGGAUGCCCAGCCCGCCUCGUGUGGCUCAUACGUCAGAAUGGAAAAUGACAACUCAAGGUUAGCAGGUGCUUGCCAAAAUUGGGAAUUGGCUAAAUGGGGCCAUGCACCAUUUGAUGAAGAGAGAUUAUACAACCACCCUGCUUGGGUUCCUUAUUUAUAUCAUUGGGCGCUUAAUCAUCCAGGCGGCAGUGGAAGAUGGGAAUGCGAUGAUUAUCUUGUUGGCGUGAACACCGGUGAUUUCUGGAAAAUUUACGUUCGCUAAAAUGUUUGUGUGUUGAUGUCUGUUUUUAUUGAUAGUCUUCAGUGGCUGUAGAAGUUUCAACUUUUUAACCCGCCAAUUUAUUCAUUUACAAAAACGUCUUUCUAGAAGGAGCGAGGACCAUAAAUAAAAGGCUAUAAUCAGUAGGCCAUUUGCAGGAUGACGUCAUUUACUACUACUACCAGAAUGCUUCAGUGUUUUGCUUUCUUGUGCAAAUUAGAGCUUUUGGUGAGGGUGCCAAUUGGUUAACUGCUUAACGUAUAAAGGCCUUUUUUCACUAUCGUAAACGUAUAAAUUACAAAAUAUCAACUGACAAGUGUAUAAAAACAGGUAAUUGUUUAAGCGUAUAAAGAGCGAAGUAGCCCCAAAAGUUAGAAAUUGAUUAAUUCAAACAAAUGAAGACUUUCUGACAUGAAAAGACGAUAUGGUGAGACAGAAUGAUAGAGAUGUACUUGACAAUCUUCCCUACACUCUAGUCUGUUCGCUGACGUAUAUGCGACUGCAGCGUCAUUCUGUGAUUAAGGUGAUUCCCUGGUUUUGCACUGCGCAUCUCUUACUGCGCAUAACAAGAUGGCCUCCGUAAAAAAGAGCAUGUGAAGUAACAUUAUUCAAAUGAAGUUGACCGAAGAGAAACGCUAUUGCAAUUUUUGCUUGCGGUUGUUUCUUGCCGAGGUGAGACUCAAUUUGGUGUGAAUGUGCACAACGUAAGCAGUACGCGUGUUGCUGAGUUCGACUUCCUCACGGAGAACCUCGAUAGUGGAAGUUUAAUUAGUGCUUAUUCACUUUGAUUUUCAUUUAAACGCUUUCUUUAUCUCGAUGUAAAUUCUGUAAAAACGGAUUUUUUAAUACUUCCUUCCCCCUUUCGCAUACAUUCUAUUUUGAAACUCGCCCCAGUCCUCUCUCAAAAAUCAAGGAAAAUGCAUUUGGUGCGCACUUUCUGCAGCUCUACCGCAAAAACGAGUACGGUUACCCCCAUUUUUUAUUUCAUGAUUUUAAUAAGGACAGUGCUUCCUUUCGGUGAGAAAAAAUUGGCACAAAUCUAUGUUCAGUUUUUUGGCAAUUUUACUAAAUUGUACGGAUUGAGCUAUCACGUGUCGAAUAGCGCGUGUCCAAUUUAAUUCUACUUUGGAGCGUAAAGAAAAAACAAGGGCAUUAAAAGGCAUUUUUCUGGUACGUAAGUGGAUAAACAAUAUAUUAAAGUCAAAUUCUGUGCGAUACCACAUGCAUCAUUGAAAAAAUCUUUCCUUUUUGUCUAGUUUUGGACUGCGCGCGGUUUUUGUCAGAGGGUCCAAAAUAGCCGUAUUUGUCAGCAUUUUGACGUCAAAACGAGCACGGUGAUCCCCACUUUUUAUUACCUUUUUAUCAUCCUCUUGACUUGUUACAUCAGAGUACCAAGUUUCAUCUACAAUCUAUGUUAGGUUCUUUUACUAGGGAAUCACCUUAAACCUGCAUUCGAACUGCGUGCGGUUAUGUCUCUAAAUUCAAAGGGAAACAGACAACUAUUUCACAGUUAAAAAGACGGAAUCUUGUUUUGAUACAACCCUUACUGCUUUCUUGUGUAAAUCACGUUGUUCUUAUGCUUAACGUGAAGACUAGGUUAUUAUAAGCCCACAACUGUAAAAUGGUUUAUUUUCUCACUAUACCUCUUUGCUUGCGUGAUCUUGCAAAUAGGUGUUUGUAUUGCCUGUAAUGCGGCGUAAUAAUACUGAAUGAAGUCUAAUUCCGCCUGUAAUCUUAUGAGCGAUAAAACAAAAUCGGAAGCGCGCGCAACCGCGUUAAGCGAUAAUCGGAUUUGUCUAAUCCUCUGAUAAGUAUAAAUUACAGAUUGUUAAUUGGACAAGAAGUUUUAGUACCGAUUCCCUUGCCUUACCUUCAGAACACAUUCAAGAGUGCGCGUGCAAUGGCGCAUACUUCAUUUUUCUGUCCAAUUAUACUAACUUACGCAUGACACGUACUUUCCUAUUACAUCGUCCUAUUAAAUUAAUGCUGAAAUCAGGGCUGCCGAUAGCCAAUUAGAUUAGAUAAUUUUGUUUUAGUUAUGACAAGCGGGACAAUGACUGUGCAUAGAAAUUCAGAUGUCAUUGAGCGCUUUUGUUCAAGAAUUUUAUUCACAGAAAGAGGAUGAAGAGAAGAGUGGUGCUGUCGUCCAGGCUCAACACCGAGACAAAUCAGGGCGUCGGUUAGGCUGGAUUUGUAAAAAAAAUAGUUCACUUCAGACUGAUUUGAUGAAGUGUUAAAGAAAAUAUGACAAACCAGUACACUGAAUCCUGGAAAAGUGGGAGAGAACUUGGGAGUCUUUGUGAAGUGACUGAUUUGGGAACCCCAUCCUAUAAACAAUUUUAAGGUCUGCGGGGCUCUCAAUCAUGCCAAUUAACUGACUAAACGUUUUUUGCUGCAUACUGACUAACUAGUGUUAUUUUAGCUGUUCACUGACUAAGUAGCAUAUUUUUAGCUGUUUACUGACUACAGCUAUACCCCAUUGACACCCUCUUUGUUAUUUAAACCUCGCUGGGAUUACAAAAUUUAAAUAUGGAAGGAAAAACGAAAUUGAUUCUGGUGGUAAAAGUACCAGUAGUAAAAUAACGCCAUCGGGCAAAUGGUCUAUUGCUGACUUGGAUGAAAAUAUCUUGAUUAUCCAGCGAUUUAUAUAACAUGAAUAAGUUAUAGCUGUUACGAGAGAUUUUUCUUAUAUUUAUCGUUUUCAGUAAGCC
Molecule: messenger RNA, 12588 nt
Organism: Porites lobata
Lineage: Eukaryota; Metazoa; Cnidaria; Anthozoa; Scleractinia; Poritidae
Source: the annotation of a GenBank genome assembly